Messenger RNA from Nicotiana tabacum (common tobacco), 1413 nucleotides. RefSeq lists its product as uncharacterized. The record is from RefSeq and is a predicted model, not a curated record. Lineage: Eukaryota; Viridiplantae; Streptophyta; Magnoliopsida; Solanales; Solanaceae. Gene Ontology annotation, molecular function: structural constituent of ribosome; mRNA binding. Gene Ontology annotation, biological process: translation. Gene Ontology annotation, cellular component: ribosome.
CCAUGUCUUUCUUAUUUCUAAGCAGCAUUGAAAAUAGACAAUCACACAAAAGAAAAACAACAGAAAUUUUAUAAUCUGGAAACUCUCAAACUUUUAAGGCAUAAAUAACAUUUCCAUAACUUAAGGGGGCCAAGUUAAUACUCUGUAUGCUAAGUAGGCCUAAAACCUCCCCUCCCGAACCUUCAUACUUCCCUUAAACCCAUAUUUGGGUCGCCGCCGUAAUCACCGUCUCCGGCACCUUUACAAAGUCCAAACAAUUCUCUAAAUAGCUCUUAUGCAAUAUUAAGGCUCUGUAAUCAUGAGGUGCUUCAAUCGAUUUCUCUCUCAUUCUCUAUCUCGCCGUUCCAGAACCAUUUCCACAUUUCAUCAAACACCUAAUGUGCAUUCUCUCUAUAGACGACUCCCUCAGUCCAAGAUUCAAAAUAUCUCCAAAACCCAUUUCUAUAGUUCAAAUUUCACAACGUCAGCUCAGGAAUCAAAGCCGGCCCCACCAGAGAGAGUAUCAGCGAUAGUCGAUGAGAUUUCGGGUCUAACGUUGCUGGAAGUAUCAGAUUUAGGUGAGGUUUUGAGGAAGAAAAUGGGUAUUGAAGAGAUGCCUGUAAUGGCAAUGAUGAUGCCCGGAAUGGGAUUUAGUGCUGGAGGGAUGAAAGGAAAGGGCGGGGCAGCUGCGGGGAAAGCAGAGGAGAAGGCGGAGAAGACUGUGUUUGAAUUGAAACUUGAAGGGGGAUUUGAUGCCGGGGCAAAAAUCAAGAUUAUUAAGGAAGUAAGGUCUUUUACUGAUCUGGGACUCAAAGAGGCUAAGGAUUUGGUGGAAAAGGCUCCGACUGUGUUGAAGAAAGGCGUUACAAAAGAGGAGGCUGAGAAAAUCAUGGAGAAGAUGAAAGGGGUUGGAGCUAAAGUCACUAUGGAGUGAGAUUCCUUGAUUGUAUCUUUGCGACAAGGUUUGGGAGCUUACAAGUCAUGAUUUUGUAACAGAAUCUACAUUUGGUGAUGCAUCAGGUUGGGAGGUUCAUGGUUACUAAGCAAGCGCUAACCAGCUCAGAGGCUAUCUUUUCUAUUUCGAAUAAAGGAGACCUUGAGGUUCCUAGGACCUUCUAGAGCUAUUUGGUUGAACUGACAUCUUAAGAUUGAUGCACAAUGUUAUAUAGAUUUGACAGGUUAUGAGCUUAAAAAGCUAUCGUAUAUUUUGUGACCAUGGGUUAGUUUUCCAUCCAGUAAGACCAAUUUGUACUUUUUCUUUAAAUUAUUUAGGCUCCACUUGGUUUGAGAUUAUCAUGACAAGGUUCACACAGUGACAGAAAGCUUCUAUUCACCUUUCAAGUCAAAGAAUUUAGGAGUGAUGAUGUUUUCUUGGUUGGACCCUUUGCGAUUAUGCAUGAGGAAAUUUUGAGUAUGUCAUAUUUUUGUUUAUGA